UCUCACCGCCUGUGUGUCCUCGAUGGGAGUGAUCAGCGUUCACCUGCUGUGGGUUACGGUCACCGCCUCGGUUGGUUGUCUUGAGCUGUACACGUCCAGGGGAACGCACUACCAAGUCGGUCUGGAUGUGGGCCAGCAUUUCCAAGAUGCCAUACAGUCGUAUUAUGCCACGAUGGCCGACCUUCACACCAAGUUACUUCCCUUUGUUGAAACCACAGGCGGGAUGCGGAUCUAUGAAACAUAUUUGAAAAUGGCUGAAACAUACUUCCCUCAGUAUGUAGAUGAGCUUCGUGGAAUCGCCGUGGGGGCCAAACUUCCCUUUAAACAGGUUUUCACAAAUCACAUAUGGGACGAGUUAUCUACCCUGAUUGGCGUUAAACAGGAGAAGUCGUGUACAGAUGUGUACGUGAAUGACGUCGGGGAUGAAAAGCCAGCCGAGUUGACGGGGAAGCCACAGUUUGGCUUGGGGCACAAUGAAGAUGGGAGUCCCAGAGCCAAGACCCGGGCCUACAUCCUACACGCCAUCAUCGUCGACAACGUCACGGAGACGGUGGAGGAGAACUUCACGUCGUUCACGUAUCCUGGUGAGCUAUCUGGAGAUGCUUACGGGUUCAACAUGCACGGAGUCGUGCUCACCAUGAACGCCGUGUUACCGGUGGUAGUUGGUAUUGGUGCUGUUCCUCGAGAUUUCGUUCUCCGGGCAACCUUUGCAAUGAGGAGUCAAGCGGAGUUAGAGACACUGCUGCUGAGUGAGGGUACAGGUGUGGGGUACGGCUACAACCUGAACUACGCCAACACUCAAGACGAUGUCCGGACACUGGUCAGCUAUGAAGUGGCCCCCCUGGACAACCAGCCCCGAGCCCUUGUCAGCAAGUACACUGUUGGGUGUGACGGCGACAACACCAACACCACCGGUCCAUACUUUCACUUCAACUUGUACAACCACACGAAUGUUGCUCAAAUGACGUCAGAGUUGACAAGCUCCUACCACCGCCAGGCUCGUGUAGCCCAGUUACCGGAGGUUAGGUACAUACAUGACGCCCUCCACGUCCUGGGCGACACUCACGACACCGACUACCCCAUCUACAGGACAGCCACGCCCCCCGAUGAGUACUCCACUCUGACCACGGCUGUCUUCAACCUAAUGCUCUGCCGUCUGUAUGUCUAUGUGGACAACCCCUUUACUGGAAGUGGGCCUUUCAUGACCUUGACCCUUCCAGCAGGACCCCAAUGUCAGUGACUUUCGUAAUACAUUGUAUAUGUCAAAUAUCGGAGAAAAAUUCACUAAAUAUAUUUUUGAAA
Molecule: messenger RNA, 1302 nt
Organism: Haliotis rubra (blacklip abalone)
Lineage: Eukaryota; Metazoa; Mollusca; Gastropoda; Lepetellida; Haliotidae
Exons: 10
Coding region: 23-1240 (405 amino acids)
Source: RefSeq, a predicted model, not a curated record